GCGGCGGCCUGGCCAGCCACUGCUUCCGAGCCGGCUGGGUAGUCCCGGGUACCGCAAGCCUCCCCGCGCAGCCUCCGACUCCGGCCGCCGCCUCCUCGGGCGCUUUGCCCGCCCCGCGCCUCUCCCGGACUCGGACCCGGCGCUGCGUCCUCGCCACCACUCCGGGCAGCUGCACUCAGGCUCCCUGCUGGGCACCAACAGCUCCACCAUGGGGCUAGCCUGGGGACUCAGUGUCCUAUUCCUGUUGCAUUUAUGUGGCUCCAGCCGCAUUCCAGAGUCCGGGGGAGACAACAGCGUAUUCGACAUCUUUGAACUCACUGGAGCUGCCCGUAAGGGCUCUGGGCGCCGAUUGGUGAAGGGUCCCGACCCUUCCAGCCCAGCUUUCCGCAUUGAGGAUGCCAACCUGAUCCCCGCCGUGCCCGAUGACAAAUUCCAAGACCUAGUGGAUGCCGUGCGGGCAGAGAAAGGCUUCCUUCUCUUGGCCUCCCUGAGGCAGAUGAAGAAGACCCGAGGCACACUGCUGGCCAUAGAACGGAAAGAUCGCUCCGGCCACGUCUUCAGUGUGGUCUCCAAUGGCAAAGCAGGCACCCUGGACCUGAGCCUGACCGUGCAGGGCAUGCAGCAUGUGGUGUCGGUGGAGGAGGCGCUCCUGGCGACUGGCCAGUGGAAGAGCAUCACCCUGUUCGUGCAGGAGGACCGGGCCCAGCUGUACAUUGACUGUGAGAAGAUGGAGAAUGCAGAGCUAGAUGUCCCCAUCCAGAGCAUCUUCACCAGGGACCUGGCCAGCGUGGCUAGACUCCGCAUCGCGAAAGGAGGGGUCAAUGACAACUUCCAGGGGGUGCUGCAGAAUGUGAGGUUUGUCUUCGGAACCACACCAGAAGCCAUCCUCAGGAACAAAGGCUGUUCCAGCUCCACCAAUGUCCUUCUGACCCUCGACAACAAUGUGGUUAACGGCUCCAGCCCUGCCAUCCGCACUAACUACAUUGGCCACAAGACGAAGGAUCUGCAAGCCAUCUGCGGCAUCUCCUGUGAUGAGCUGUCCAGCAUGGUCCUGGAGUUGAGGGGACUGCGCACCAUCGUCACCACACUCCAGGACAGCAUCCGCAAAGUGACUGAAGAGAACAAAGAGUUGGCCAUUGAGCUGAGGCGGCCUCCCCUCUGCUACCACAAUGGAGUUCAAUACAGGAAUAACGAGGAAUGGACCGUGGAUAGCUGUACGGAAUGUCGCUGUCAGAACUCCGUUACCAUCUGCAAGAAAGUGUCCUGCCCCAUCAUGCCUUGCUCCAAUGCCACAGUCCCUGAUGGAGAAUGCUGCCCACGGUGCUGGCCCAGCGACUCUGCGGAUGACGGCUGGUCCCCGUGGUCUGAGUGGACCUCCUGCUCGGCGACCUGUGGCAAUGGAAUCCAGCAGCGCGGUCGCUCUUGUGACAGUCUCAACAACCGGUGCGAGGGUUCCUCCGUCCAGACGCGGACCUGUCACAUUCAGGAGUGCGAUAAGAGAUUUAAACAGGAUGGUGGCUGGAGCCACUGGUCUCCGUGGUCAUCUUGUUCCGUGACCUGUGGUGAUGGUGUGAUCACAAGAAUUCGACUCUGCAAUUCUCCGAGCCCCCAGAUGAACGGGAAACCAUGUGAAGGCGAAGCCCGGGAGACCAAAGCCUGCAAAAAAGAUGCCUGCCCCAUCAAUGGAGGCUGGGGUCCCUGGUCACUGUGGGACAUCUGUUCUGUCACCUGUGGAGGAGGGGUACAGAAACGUAGCCGGCUCUGCAACAGCCCCACACCCCAGUUUGGAGGCAAGGACUGUGUUGGGGAUGCAACGGAAAAGCAGAUCUGCAACAAGCAGGACUGUCCAAUUGACGGAUGCCUGUCCAAUCCCUGCUUUGCUGGGGUCAAGUGUACGAGUUACCCCGAUGGCAGCUGGAAAUGCGGUGCCUGCCCCCCGGGCUAUGGUGGAAAUGGCGUCCAGUGCCAAGAUGUCGAUGAGUGCAAAGAAGUACCUGACGCCUGCUUCCACCACAACGGUGAGCACCGGUGUGAGAACACGGACCCCGGCUACAACUGCCUGCCCUGCCCGCCGCGCUUCACAGGCCCGCAGCCCUUCGGCCGGGGUGUGGAGCACGCCACCGCCAACAAACAGGUGUGCAAGCCGCGCAACCCCUGCACAGACGGGACGCAUGACUGCAACAAGAACGCCAAGUGCAGCUACCUGGGCCACUACAGCGACCCCAUGUACCGCUGUGAGUGCAAGCCCGGCUACGCGGGCAACGGCAUCAUCUGCGGGGAAGACACGGACCUGGACGGAUGGCCCAACGAAGACCUGGUGUGCGUGGCCAAUGCCACCUACCACUGCAAAAAGGAUAACUGCCCCAACCUGCCCAACUCCGGGCAGGAGGACUAUGACAAGGAUGGAAUCGGUGACGCCUGUGAUGACGAUGAUGAUAAUGAUAAAAUCCCAGAUGACAGGGACAAUUGCCCAUUCCACUACAACCCGGCCCAGUAUGACUAUGACCGAGAUGAUGUGGGAGACCGCUGUGACAACUGCCCCUACAACCACAACCCAGACCAGGCCGACACAGACAACAACGGGGAGGGAGACGCCUGUGCUGCAGACAUUGAUGGGGACGGUAUCCUCAAUGAACGAGACAACUGCCAAUACGUCUACAACGUGGACCAGAGGGACACCGAUAUGGAUGGGGUCGGAGAUCAGUGUGACAACUGCCCUCUGGAACACAAUCCAGAUCAGCUCGACUCUGACUCAGACCGCAUUGGAGAUACCUGUGACAACAAUCAGGAUAUUGAUGAAGAUGGCCACCAGAACAACCUGGACAACUGUCCCUAUGUGCCCAAUGCCAACCAGGCUGACCACGACAAAGAUGGCAAGGGAGAUGCCUGUGACCAUGACGAUGACAAUGAUGGCAUUCCUGAUGAUAGGGACAACUGCAGACUCGUGCCUAAUCCUGACCAGAAGGAUUCAGACGGUGAUGGUCGAGGUGAUGCUUGCAAAGAUGAUUUUGACCAUGACAGUGUGCCAGACAUUGAUGACAUCUGUCCUGAAAACAUUGACAUCAGUGAGACUGAUUUCCGCCGAUUCCAGAUGAUUCCUCUAGAUCCCAAAGGGACAUCCCAGAAUGACCCGAACUGGGUUGUACGCCAUCAGGGUAAAGAACUGGUCCAGACCGUCAACUGUGAUCCUGGACUUGCUGUAGGUUAUGAUGAGUUUAAUGCUGUGGACUUCAGUGGCACCUUCUUCAUCAACACGGAAAGGGAUGAUGACUACGCUGGGUUUGUGUUCGGCUAUCAGUCUAGCAGUCGCUUUUAUGUCGUGAUGUGGAAGCAAGUCACCCAGUCCUACUGGGACACCAACCCCACUAGGGCUCAGGGAUACUCAGGCCUUUCCGUGAAAGUUGUUAACUCUACCACCGGGCCGGGCGAGCACCUGCGGAACGCCCUGUGGCACACGGGAAACACCCCGGGCCAGGUGCGUACUCUGUGGCAUGACCCUCGUCACAUAGGCUGGAAAGAUUUCACUGCCUACAGAUGGCGUCUCAGCCACCGGCCCAAGACGGGUUUCAUUAGAGUGGUGAUGUAUGAAGGGAAGAAAAUCAUGGCUGACUCGGGACCCAUCUAUGACAAAACAUAUGCUGGUGGUAGGCUAGGGUUGUUUGUCUUCUCUCAAGAAAUGGUGUUCUUCUCUGACCUGAAAUAUGAAUGCAGAGAUUCUUAAUCAUCAAACUGUUGAUCAAAAGACUCAUCCUAACUAAUGCUGGUGUUGCACCUUCUGGAAUCACGGGCUUAAGAAAAACCCCCAGGAUCCCUCCUCCCUGCCUAUUCUCUGCUUGCUUAUCAUUGUGGACUCCCAC
Mustela lutreola (European mink) is the source of this 3857-nucleotide messenger RNA. RefSeq names its product thrombospondin 1 (gene THBS1). The record is from RefSeq and is a predicted model, not a curated record. The transcript has 22 exons. Lineage: Eukaryota; Metazoa; Chordata; Mammalia; Carnivora; Mustelidae. Gene Ontology annotation, molecular function: calcium ion binding; protein binding. The coding region runs from base 209 to 3721 and encodes 1170 amino acids. Gene Ontology annotation, biological process: negative regulation of angiogenesis; cell adhesion. Gene Ontology annotation, cellular component: extracellular region.